AUGUUGAAGAUGCGAGAACUAGAGCUAAAAUGCGAGCCGCUCAUCCCUGCUGACCACUUUGACUAUAUUGCCGGAUCAGGUGCUGGAGGAAUCAGCGCGUGUAUGCUAGGAAGGCUGCGAACGCCAAUCGACAAGGCAAUAGAAGAAUAUGUAAAGUUGAUGAAAAGCAUAUUUUUAGAGAAGAAGCUAUCUGUGUCACGGGCUGUAUACAAAGCAAAGAAUCUCCAAGAGGCGCUUGGGGCAAUGAUACGAGAGGCCACAGGCAAUAAAGAAGAAAUGAUGAUAGGAAGGGAGGGUCUGCCCAAAAUCCUAGAACGUGGGGUAGGAAAAACUCAACUUGUGCUGAACGUGAUCGAACGUACGGGUGACAAGUGGGAUUAUGUGAUCUACGUGGAUGCAAGCUCUGAAAGAUCAAUCAAGGAGGCCCUACAAGACUUCGUCAUUAUCAACCACGUCGGAGAGAGCCACGAAGAUGCCAUUGGUUGGCUUGAGCACAUUCCCAAUCAAUGGCUACUUGUCCUUGAUAACGCUGACGAUCGAUCUCUGGUUACUGGAAUUCGACGAUACAUACCAAGAGGCCUCCACGGAAACGUUAUUAUUACUACCCGUUUGGUUGACAUGGCCAUCGUAGCAAAGGGUGUGAAUAGCACUUGUCAUCUAUCAUGUAUGGACCAGGAAGACGGAUCGGCGCUACUACUUAAAACCGCCCGUAUGGAAGAUCAUGGACUCUCUGCUGCUGAUAGAGAAGCUGCAGUCGCUUUACUUCAGCCAAUGUACACGAGGAAGGAUCUAGGUUACCAUGCACUUGCAAUCGUACACGCUGGCGCAUACAUACGCCAUGUGCAUAGCGUCGGCGUCGUAAAGUACCGGGAUCUCUUUCUAUCUGAAUGUCACGCUACACUGAAUGAUUCGGGAACAUUUUAUAGGAAGAUUGAACAAUACGCGAAGUCGUUGGAUACCACCUGGAAACUGUGUUACGAACUACUGCAAGAGCCUCCUAAGUAA
Messenger RNA from Rhizoctonia solani, 1005 nucleotides. Its product is annotated as kinesin light chain. The coding region runs from base 1 to 1005 and encodes 334 amino acids. Gene Ontology annotation, cellular component: membrane. The record is from RefSeq and is a predicted model, not a curated record. Gene Ontology annotation, biological process: arachidonate metabolic process. The transcript is spliced from 4 exons. Lineage: Eukaryota; Fungi; Basidiomycota; Agaricomycetes; Cantharellales; Ceratobasidiaceae.